This is a messenger RNA of Acomys russatus (golden spiny mouse), 711 nucleotides long. RefSeq names its product cancer/testis antigen 55-like. The transcript has 5 exons. The coding region runs from base 1 to 711 and encodes 236 amino acids. NCBI's taxonomy places the organism in Eukaryota, Metazoa, Chordata, Mammalia, Rodentia, Muridae. The record is from RefSeq and is a predicted model, not a curated record.
AUGAAUCGGUUACUUUCUAGACUUCGUGCCUUCUUUCGAAGAAAAAUGGACCCAAAGGAAGAGACACAGCAGUGGCAGAGGCUUUUGGAAGAUGAUGCCACAUUACAAAACAGACGGAGAGUUGUGCUGGAGUCCUGUGGUGACUGUGGCUGGAUCAAUGGGCACAGUCCCUUCAGUGCUGAUGUCUGGACUGGCAACGAACCUCUGGAAGUUGAACGAAAAGUUCCUGCAGCUGUGGAAGAGCCUACUACUCAUGGAUCGAAUGCAGCCACAGCAGAUGUUUUCUGUGAUGGCCAUGGUGACGAACAAUCAGAAUCUCACAUGAGAAUUUUGCUUGAUGGUAUUUCUUCUCUAAUGGGUGAUAGUGACUACAUUGGUCAGGAUUUCUCCAUCUAUCUAGACAUUGCUUGUAAAGAUUUUAUACCUUAUAAUGGUGACCUGGUAGAAAUUGAGUUUUCUGACCAGCAAGAGACACAGAGCAGAAGGGUCAGCUUGAUAAAACCCCUGAGACACUGUCAUGUAAAUGAGGUCUCUGUUACCAGAAUAGAUGGAAGAACUGGGGUUCUGGAAGACAGCAUCUUUUUCACCUUGGAUUCUCUUAAACUUCCUUCUGGAUAUGUGCCCCAACCAGCUGAUGUUGUCAAUGUGAUUGCGGUGCAGAACAUUCAGUUCAACUAUUCCUGGAGGGCAGUUGCAAUGACCCCAGUAUAA